AUGAGAGCUUAUGCAGAGUUGAUCUUCAGGCAGCUGACAGAGAGCCAACCCCUGGAGCUCUCCUGUUCCCCUCAGCGGGAGCACAGCACCCUGACAGGCCUCCACCUGUACCACCGCAGUGCCCACAGCCAGACGACCCUGCUCUCCAUGUCCAAAGGUCGCGGGCUGAGGGUCAACAAGGAGCACAAAGAGCGCCUGCAGCUCGGUGGAGGUCUGGACUCCCUGCAGGUCAACGCGACGCUGACCCGUUUACAGCACAGUGACACGGGACUCUACAUGUGGGAGCUGAGCUACAGGGAGGAGAAGAGCUCCGAUCAGAACGUCCUCAGUGCUCAGAAGGUGUUCUUGUUGGUUGAAGGGACAGAGAGGUCAUGCUGGUGCUCUACCAGUUACCCUCCUCUGCUCCUGACCAUCUUCACAGUGGCGGUGCUUCUUCUGCUCACACUCAGCUGGCUGGCCGUAGAGAAAUGUGUGAAGGCACGGCUCCAUCACAGACUAAAACCUCCGGUUCCUAUCUAUGAGGAAAUGACCAGGAAGCAGAGCAUGGGAAUCCCCCAAAAUAUCCCUGAGGCCCCCUCACGGCUGGAGGAAGUCAACUUCCCCGUGUACGCCAACCCAAACAUCCGCCAGCCACAGGACAACUACUACGCCUGCCCCAGACAGCUCGCCCUCACAGCCUGACGUGACACCCGGC
Messenger RNA from Anoplopoma fimbria (sablefish), 694 nucleotides. RefSeq lists its product as uncharacterized. Bases 1 to 681 code for a protein of 226 amino acids. Gene Ontology annotation, cellular component: membrane. The transcript has 4 exons. Gene Ontology annotation, molecular function: signaling receptor activity. NCBI's taxonomy places the organism in Eukaryota, Metazoa, Chordata, Actinopteri, Perciformes, Anoplopomatidae. Gene Ontology annotation, biological process: adaptive immune response. The record is from RefSeq and is a predicted model, not a curated record.